Messenger RNA from Pichia kudriavzevii, 1803 nucleotides. RefSeq lists its product as uncharacterized. The transcript has a single exon. NCBI's taxonomy places the organism in Eukaryota, Fungi, Ascomycota, Pichiomycetes, Pichiales, Pichiaceae. Gene Ontology annotation, molecular function: transmembrane transporter activity. The record is from RefSeq and is a predicted model, not a curated record. Gene Ontology annotation, biological process: transmembrane transport. The coding region runs from base 1 to 1803 and encodes 600 amino acids.
AUGUCGGGCGAUUUGACUAGUAUUUCAUCAAUAGAGACAUCACAGUCUAACAAUUUGGAUGUCCCACCAUACAAUGGUGAAAACGGGAAUAAACAUCAUACCAACAACAACAUAAUUACUCGUACUUCAACGAUAAUAUCAAAUGUUAUUGAAGAUAAUAAAUUUGCAAAGACACAGGUUGAACCCAACCCCUCAUUCGAUCCAAAUGAUUUGAGGAAAGUUGGUACGGCUGCAACCUCUUUGGAUAAUUAUCCGGUUGAUGAGGAGAGCGGUGACCUAAGCUCUUCUUCAUCACAGAAGGAAGAAACAGUUGUAGAUAGUGGAAGAUAUAAUCGCUAUGACAUUGUGAAUAAACCACCAGAUGGAGGAUUUUGGGCGUGGACCUCAGCAUUUUGUGUGUUAGCUAUAAAUACUUUCAGUUGGGGGUUAAAUGCAUGUUUUGGUGUUUACUUGAACUACUAUAUAUCUACGGAUUAUUUCCAUAACGGUAAAAUGGAACAGUAUGUAAUGAUUGGUGGAAUGAAUUUAGGUUUAUCAUUCCUUGCAUGCGCUUUCACUAAUGGCUUAUCCCGCCGUGUUAACUAUAAGAUUUUAAUGUCGAUUGGUACUGCAUUGACAUUUCUCUCCUAUUGGCUGGCGUCUAUUUCUAAAACAGUUGUUCAAUUAGUCAUGUUUCAAGGUUUCUUAUUGUCCAUUGGAUGGGCUUUAGUUGCUGGUUCAACAUUUGUCAUUCUACCAACAUGGUUUUUAAAGAAAAGAUCCAUUGCUCAGGGUAUCGCAACUGCAGGUGGUGGGUUAGGUGGUAUUAUUUUUAGUAGACCUGUUGAUCAAAUUAUUAAGACUUAUAUGGAUAAACCAGAAUAUGCAGAUGACCCAAACCACGCAUUGAAACUAGGAAUUGCAUGGGCCUUAAGAAUGCAAUCUUUUGUUUGUGGCUUCAUGCUAGUUUUAUCCAUCAUUUUAAUUCGAACCUACCGCCCAAUUAAAAAUACUUCAAAGGAUAAAAAACCACUAUAUAUCGAGUUAACUGCGUUUUUGUUCCGGUUUGAUCUAAUGAGACAGAUUCCUUUGAUUUGUCUCAUGCUUUGGAACAUGGUUUACUCGUUAUCCUACAGUAUUUUGCUAUUUUCAUUAUCAGCAUAUGGUUCAAGUAUCGGGUUAAGCUACAAACAGGGAUCGAAUGUAACAACUGUCCAAAGUGUUGCACAGACAGUCGGAAGACCUUUGUUGGGAUUCCUAUCGGACAAAAUAGGGAGGGUCAAUGUCACACUUAUUUCAACGAUCUUGAUUACAAUAUUUUCGUUUGUUUUCUGGAUCUUUGUGACGACUUAUGCGCAACUAAUUGGGUUUGCAUUUGCAGUUGGCAUUUUGCUAGGGGUGAACUGGGUCAAUUUUGGACCGAUGACAGCAGAUGUUGUUGGGGGAGGUGGUGCCGACAUGAAUCAUGCGGUUUCUCUACAGAUGUUUACAGGCGGUUUCCCUUUACUAAUUGCCGAGUUGGCAGGGUUCAAGUUGAGAAGAUUCGAUAUGGAGAGACCUUUCUUGUAUUGCCAGAUCCUUGUAGGGGUUGCAGCAGGUGUGAGUGCUGCUGCACUAUUACCAUUUAGAGAAUGGAAGGUCAGAAGGAUUUUGAUUGCACGUAAGAAAAAUUUUGAAAGUGGGUUAGAAUCCAAGGAAAAGGAGGGAGAAUUUGCAAACAUGGAUCAUGAUGAGAUAACUUCUGAAAUCAACAGACUUGAUGGUAUGCUUGCAAAUGAUAUAAAGACUUACAUACUUAGAAUGAUAUAUCCUAUCGCAGUUUAA